AUGAAUAAUUAUAAUAUUGAAUAUCAUAGCAAUGACUUUAAUUCUAAAUCUGAUAAAAGUUUAGAAGCCUUGCCACAGACCCUUAUUUGCAAAGUUGUGGAUAAAAAUGAUGUAAAAUGUGGAGCAAAAUGCAAGAAUGUUGAAAGUUCAACAGGAAAUCUUAUUAUGCACCUUAGAGAUAUCCAUGAAAUUGUUUUACAGAAUGGAGUAAAAGUUUAG
Molecule: messenger RNA, 219 nt
Organism: Racocetra fulgida
Lineage: Eukaryota; Fungi; Glomeromycota; Glomeromycetes; Diversisporales; Gigasporaceae
Source: the annotation of a GenBank genome assembly